AUGUCAUUCUCUCUAUCUCGCUCAUUGCCACGGACGGCCCUUCGGUCCUACGGGACCGUCCAGAGUUCACUCAGUGCUGCCUCAAUUGCCAGUCGCAUCCCCAGUGUCCUGGUUGAGGCUAUUGGUGCCACUUCCCCACGAACCAACUGGACUCGUGAGGAAGUAGACCAGGUCUAUAACACCCCUUUGAGUCACCUCACCUAUGCCUCAGCUGCGGUGCACCGCCAAUUCCACGACCCAUCAGCGAUUCAGAUGUGCACUUUGAUGAACAUCAAAACCGGUGGCUGCAGUGAGGACUGUUCAUACUGUGCCCAGUCUUCUAAGUACAACACCGGCCUCAAGGCAACAAAGAUGAGCCCUGUAGACGAGGUGCUCGAGAAGGCCCGCAUGGCUAAGUCAAACGGCAGCACACGCUUCUGUAUGGGUGCUGCAUGGCGCGAUAUGCGCGGCCGGAAAACUAGUCUGAAAAAUGUAAAAGCUAUGAUAUCUGGAAUCCGCGAGAUGAACAUGGAAGUCUGCGUGACGCUAGGCAUGAUUGAUCAGAACCAGGCGAAGGAGCUGAAGGAAGCUGGCUUGACAGCCUACAACCACAACCUCGACACCUCUCGCGAGUACUACCCUAAGGUUAUCACCACACGCUCAUAUGACGAGCGCCUUCAGACCAUCUCAAACGUCCGCGAUGCCGGCAUCAAUGUCUGCUCGGGCGGCAUCCUGGGCCUAGGCGAGUCCGACACUGACCGCGUUGGCCUCCUGCACACUGUUUCCAGUCUCCCAUCACACCCGGAGUCCUUCCCCGUCAAUGCUCUUGUUCCCAUCCCCGGCACACCCCUCGGUGACCGCAAAAUGAUUCCCUUCGAUCGUGUGCUCCGGACUAUUGCGACAGCUCGUAUUGUCAUGCCUGCCACCAUUGUUCGUCUCGCUGCCGGUCGCAUCGCACUUUCCGAAGAGCAGCAGGUCGCUUGCUUCCAAGCCGGUGCCAAUGCUAUUUUCACUGGUGAGAAAAUGUUGACUACUGACUGCAGCGGUUGGGACGAGGACCGGGCUAUGUUCGAGAAGUGGGGUUAUUACCCCAUGAAGAGUUUCGAGAAGCCCGAGCUCAAGUCUGCCACUGCCGUGCCUCCAAUUCCCGACGCCGAGGCUGCCGUGCCGGUCGCAGCCAGCUCAUAG
Penicillium taxi is the source of this 1167-nucleotide messenger RNA. Its product is annotated as biotin synthase. Lineage: Eukaryota; Fungi; Ascomycota; Eurotiomycetes; Eurotiales; Aspergillaceae. The transcript has 2 exons. Gene Ontology annotation, molecular function: biotin synthase activity; 2 iron, 2 sulfur cluster binding. The record is from RefSeq and is a predicted model, not a curated record. Gene Ontology annotation, biological process: biotin biosynthetic process. Gene Ontology annotation, cellular component: mitochondrion. The coding region runs from base 1 to 1167 and encodes 388 amino acids.